Drosophila elegans is the source of this 990-nucleotide messenger RNA. RefSeq names its product cell surface glycoprotein 1. Gene Ontology annotation, molecular function: chitin binding. The transcript is spliced from 2 exons. Bases 109 to 954 code for a protein of 281 amino acids. Gene Ontology annotation, cellular component: extracellular region. The record is from RefSeq and is a predicted model, not a curated record. NCBI's taxonomy places the organism in Eukaryota, Metazoa, Arthropoda, Insecta, Diptera, Drosophilidae.
UUAUGCUAAUUAAAGGCUGAAUCUGAUGCAGUAAGAAAUGGUAUAAAUGCACCGUCAACUGAGUAGUAUUCGUUGGCCUGAAUUGCAAGUCGACUGAUCGUUCUUACGAUGAGAUUGGUCUGGAUAUUGAUGUCGCUGCAGCUUAUGCUCCUGGCAACUGCCCUUAGUGCGAGAAGAUGUAUUACCCCAACUAAGGCUCCAACUACCACAGAGGAUCCUGAUGACCCCACUGAUGAUCCCUGGGAUCCCACGGAUGACGACUCAACUGAGGACCCAUCGGAUCCAACGGGAAAACCCACUGAAGUGCCCACUCAACAGCCUUCGGAUGCCACACCUACUGAAGAACCAUCGAAGCCAACUGAAAAUCCAUCGGCUUCCACUGAGGAAACAUCGCAACCCACAGAAGUUCCCACUGAAAAACCCUCGGAUCCCACUGAAAAUCCCUCGGAUCCCACUGAAAAUCCCUCGGAUCCCACUGGUCUACCAACUGGGGAAUCGUCGGAUCCCACGAAUGAAACCACAGAAAACCCCUCGGAUCCCACGGGUCAAUCUACAGAGAAGACAUCAGCAGUUCCCAAUGAUCCCACUACUGAUCCCUCGGUUCCAUCGGAAGACACCACUGAGGCCCCGUCAGAAACCACAUCUGAAGAUUCACAGAGCUCUUCGGACGAUCCGGGAAGCACUGGGACACCAACUGAAGAACCACCGAAUCCGAGUGAAUCAACUGCUACUCCUUUGUCCACGUUUUCACAGACGAACGGAACCACCGAACCCAUUCCCAGCGUGGAUGCGAAUGCCUCGUGUCGGGCUCAUCAGGGAGUCCAGUUCCUGCCGCAUCCCUACGAUUGCCAUCUAUACAUUCACUGCAACGGGGAUGUGGGGUACGUCCAGGAUUGCCCCAGUGAUCUUUUCUGGGAUUCAAUCACCCAGACCUGCGCCAAACACUGCGCCUAGGCAAAUAAAGUACUAAGAAUAGCAUGCUCUUAAAAA